AUGUUGCCUUUUAUUUAUGGCCGCAGAUAAAUCCUCACUUUCGGUACCAAGUUCAAUGAGCUGUCUUCCAAAAAGUCAUCGCCGACCGCAUCGCCUCCUUUUUUCUACAGUUCCACGUUAGGAGUGAGUCGCGCCUCUGUCUUUUCAGUUCUUCUCUUAAAUCUCUGUGGCAUCCAAAGCCCAGCCGGAACUGCUCUCCCUCACCCCCGCCCCCCCAAAAAAAAAGGAAGUUAAAAGAAAAUGGCUUUUUCUGAGUUCAGGCCACUAGAUGAGAAGUCACUCAUCGAAUACAUAAAAGCGACGCCGUCUUUAUCAUCGAAGAUUGGGGGCAAUUUCGAUGAUUUAAAGAUUAAGGAAGUUGGAGAUGGCAAUCUUAAUUUCGUCUACAUCAUUGUUGGCACUUCUGGUUCUUUUGUCAUCAAGCAGGCGCUUCCGUACAUACGAUGUAUAGGGGAAUCUUGGCCAAUGACAAAGGAACGAGCAUAUUUCGAAGCGUUAGCGUUAAAAGAACAUGGUGGAUUGUGCCCUGAACAUGUUCCUGAAGUUUAUCACUUUGACCGUACCAUGUCUUUGAUUGGAAUGCGAUAUUUAGAGCCUCCCCAUAUAAUCCUGAGAAAAGGGUUGAUUGCUGGAAUCGAAUAUCCAUUCUUGGCGGAACAUAUGUCAGAAUACAUGGCCAAGACUCUUUUCUUCACAUCUCUCCUAUAUCUGUCAACCACAGAGCACAAACGUGCAGUGGCUGAGUUUUGUGGGAAUGUGGAACUAUGCCGGCUCACCGAGCAGGUCAUUUUUUCUGACCCAUAUAAAGUAUCUAAAUAUAACCGUUGGACUUCACCUUAUCUCGACCGUGAUGCCGAGGCUGUCCGGGAGGAUAAUAUAUUGAAGCUUGAAGUAGCUGAAUUGAAAUCUAAGUUCUGUGAAAGAGCCCAGGCCCUUGUACAUGGAGAUCUCCAUACUGGUUCUGUCAUGGUUACCUGUGAUUCAACUCAGGUCAUAGAUCCAGAGUUUGCAUUUUAUGGACCAAUGGGAUUUGAUAUUGGUGCUUUUAUUGGAAACUUGAUUCUGGCUUUCAUUGCACAAGAUGGACAUGCUGAUCAAGGGAAUGACAGAAAAAUAUACAAAGAGUGGAUAUUGAAGACAACUGAGGAUACUUGGAAUCUUUUCCACCAAAAAUUCACUGCACUUUGGGAUGCACACAAGGAUGGUCCUGGGGAGGCAUACCUUCCAGCAAUUUAUAACAACCCUGAGCUUCAGAAGCUUAUACAAGAAAAAUAUAUGAAGGAAUUGUUCCAUGACACACUUGGGUUUGGUGCUGCUAAGAUGAUAAGGAUCGUUUUCCUUCUAGUAAAUUCAGGCAACCUUACUCGUUUGACUCGAGGAGUCUUCCUCUACAGGAGAAUUGUUGGUGUUGCUCAUGUUGAGGAUUUUGAAUCAAUUAAAGAGGUGAGCAUAAGAGCAGAUUGUGAGCGACGGGCUCUUGACUUGGCCAAGACUCUUCUCAAGAAGAGGCGAGAAUUCGUGUCAAUUAGUGAAGUUAUUUCAGCCAUUAAGCAUGUUCAAUCAUGAUUUAAAUUACCUGAAAAUUGAUGUUUUGCUCCCGGUGUAUCAGUUCCCUCAUUGAGCAUCUUCAAAAUGUUUUUCCUGGGCCAAGCCGCUCUGACUGGAGUUAUUCCGACUGUGAGUUUUGGCCCAUUAAUUAUUAUGUGAAACUGUUGUCUGCAGCUAUAUAAGCUUUUGAUCUAAAUAGUUAGAAGGUUUUUCACGAUCUAGACAUUACUACUGUUUGUAAUUUAAUAAAGUUUUCAUGCACCACUGAAGGCCUGCCGGCCUUGGAUUGUGAGUUUAUGAGAAAAAUUCCCUGUUUCUGUUAA
Molecule: messenger RNA, 1871 nt
Organism: Durio zibethinus
Lineage: Eukaryota; Viridiplantae; Streptophyta; Magnoliopsida; Malvales; Malvaceae
Gene: MTK
Product: S-methyl-5-thioribose kinase
Molecular function (GO): S-methyl-5-thioribose kinase activity
Source: RefSeq, a predicted model, not a curated record